Messenger RNA from Paramecium tetraurelia, 258 nucleotides. RefSeq lists its product as uncharacterized. Lineage: Eukaryota; Ciliophora; Oligohymenophorea; Peniculida; Parameciidae. The record is from RefSeq and is a predicted model, not a curated record. The transcript has a single exon.
AUGGAAGACUAAUUUUCUGAAGAUUAUCAUCUUUCUCUUCACUAGGUUCAAUUAUCUCUAAUCCAUCUCUUUUUUUCUUAGAAUCGAACCAUUACUCACUUACCAACAGUCAAAAGAAUUAAAUAAUUCAUAAAAAGGAACAAACUGAUAUUAUAAGUCAAAGAUAGACUAAUAAUAAUAGGUUAUAUUUAUCCAAAAAUGAAAAAACCAAUCUCAUCAAUUUUUUCAAAGAACAACUUAUUUAGGGGAAUUAAAUGA